Stylophora pistillata is the source of this 985-nucleotide messenger RNA. RefSeq lists its product as uncharacterized. Lineage: Eukaryota; Metazoa; Cnidaria; Anthozoa; Scleractinia; Pocilloporidae. The record is from RefSeq and is a predicted model, not a curated record.
AUGGCAACCAAGAGGCCUGUUGAUGUUGAGGGGAACAGGCCAGGGAAGCCGAAAACGAAGCGCCCUUCGACCACACCUUCCACUGAUAGGUCAUCGCGAAAAACCGUGUUUUCAGAAGGAUGCAUCUUAAACAGGGCAGUAGGAAAACGAGAAUGGUCUGAAGCAGAAAACUCCGCUUUAGUUCAAUAUAUUUGUCUGUUUUGGGAUGAUGCGGUUUCUGACAAGUGGCCGAUGCAUAGGGACUCUGAGUUUUGGGAUGCGUGUGCUAAUGCAGCGAAUAAAGCUUGUAAUUCUUCAAGGACGGGUUCUUCUUGUAGAACAAGGGUUACAAAACAUCUUUCAAGAAAGUUUAAGUCAUUGUCAGAAGCACAGGAGGCACUUGAAGUGGAUUAUUUCAACAGCAUGUUUGAUUUUAGUGAAGACCACAAGAGCACUCCUCAGAAAUCUUGAGAUACUACUCUAGAUGAACCACUUUCACCAAUAUUCAGUUGCUCCCCAUCAAAGGAUGCAAGGCCAAUGGCAAGCAAUGUUGGAGAGUUGAUUAAUGAUUUUAUAGCAUGUUUCAAAUCUGCAAUUUCUCAGAGAUUGCAAACACAGACUAUUUCUUAUUUUCUCAAGGUGACCAUUAUCCAGAGUGUUGGACUGGACUUUUAUAAAUAUGUCAAUGCAGAUAUCCUCCCAUCAAGUUUGAGUGCCAUGAAAACAUUGUUCACUAACAAUAAACACAACUUGAUUUACUAUCUUAGUAAAUGUUUUCAAGAUUCAAAUCCACGAAUGCCAAUUAACAGAAUGCCCUAUGGUUUGUUAGAUUACAACAUCCGAUUCUUUGCGAAGGGUAGUACGCAGAACCUUGGCAUUGAAGACCACUAUGCUUCAUGGCUGGAAACAAUGUUUUCACAUUUUGGCCACAAGUGGCUGUGCCUUCAUAGGGGACCAGCUUGGUAAUAUGAUGUGGACACUUACAGUACCAUUAAGAGUCCCUUGC